Messenger RNA from Rhinichthys klamathensis goyatoka, 1151 nucleotides. RefSeq lists its product as uncharacterized. Lineage: Eukaryota; Metazoa; Chordata; Actinopteri; Cypriniformes; Leuciscidae. Bases 1 to 1092 code for a protein of 363 amino acids. The transcript is spliced from 3 exons. The record is from RefSeq and is a predicted model, not a curated record.
AUGAAUGAUAUGCGGGGCUUCAGGGAGAUGUUACGGGUGACUGUAGUAGAUGAUUUCUACGAGUUACUGUCCCUGGUUGAGCCUUUCAUUACGAAAACAAACACAGUCAUGAGGAGGAGCAUUAGUGCCAGAGACAGAUUGUCAGUGACAUUGAGGUUUCUGGCCACAGGAGAGUCCUUUAAGUCACUUGGCUUUCAGUUUCGGAUGGGAAGCACGACUGUUGGUCGAAUUGUAGAAGGAACAUGUGACGCUCUACACCGCACUAUGAAGAAGGAUUAUUUGAAGACACCAACUUCUGAAGACGAGUGGAGGAAAAUUGCUGAGGGGUUUGACCUGAAGUGGCAAUUCCCUAAUUGCCUUGGCGCAAUAGAUGGAAAACACAUCUUUAUUCAGCCCCCAGCCAACAGCGGCAGCACAUUCUACAACUACAAGUCAAGGUUUUCCAUCCUGUUGAUGGCUGUAGUGGAUUCAAACUACAAAUUUAUUUACACAAAUGUGGGAGUUCAAGGCAGAGUUUCAGAUGCAGGUUUGUUUGCGCAGUCUGAUUUGCGAGCUGCCUUAGAUGAAAGAAAAUUAAAUCUUCCUGCUGCUGAGGCUCUACCCAACACCAACAUCAUCAUGCCAUAUGCUUUUGUGGGAGAUGAAGCUUACCCUCUGAGGAAUGACCUGCUGAAGCCGUACCCACACAGACGACUACAGCCAGAACAACGCAUUUUCAAUUAUAGGCUAUCACGUGAGAGACGUGUUGUGGAAAAUGCUUUCGGAAUUCUUGCUAACCGACUCAGGGUGUUCCGCACAACCAUCUGCCUUGAUCCUGACAAAGCAGUGACAAUCACCUUGGCAGCACUGUGCCUUCACAAUUUCUUGUGCAACAAGCAAUCAGAUGCCUACCUUCCACCUGGCCUGACUGACUGGGUGGACGAGAACCAUCAGCUACACGAUGGGGCAUGGAGACAAGAGAGAACCCUGCAGUCUGUGAGAUUGGAAGGAGCAAAAAAUCCAACAAUAGCUGCCAAAGAGCAACGUGACUGUCUUAAAGGUUACUUUGUUUCCCCAGCUGGCUGUGUACCAUGGCAAGACCAGUAUGUCUAAUGGAUAAACUGAAAACACUUCACUGUCAAAUAUUUGUUUUUAUUUUAUUUUUUGUUAGC